Molecule: messenger RNA, 1326 nt
Organism: Folsomia candida
Lineage: Eukaryota; Metazoa; Arthropoda; Collembola; Entomobryomorpha; Isotomidae
Gene: loj
Product: transmembrane emp24 domain-containing protein 5
Exons: 4
Coding region: 343-1020 (225 amino acids)
Biological process (GO): Golgi organization; endoplasmic reticulum to Golgi vesicle-mediated transport; intracellular protein transport
Cellular component (GO): endoplasmic reticulum-Golgi intermediate compartment; endoplasmic reticulum; Golgi apparatus
Source: RefSeq, a predicted model, not a curated record
GGGCAUGUGUAAAUCUUUGCCGGAAGGCAACAAGUGAGAGAGAGAGAUUCAAUUUCUAUACAACUUGUUGCAAGCAACGUCAAAAUCUUGGCUACAUAUAUGUUGGUGUAACAUAUGUGGUACGUAAAAUCAAUUCGGUUGGACUUAUUCUCACAGAAAAUUAAUGAAAAUCCAAUGGAAGGCUGAUAACGACUAAUUAGUGUAAAUAUUUAAAAAUAAUAAUGUGAAGGACUGAGAUCCCAUAAUUAACGGUGUUCAUUGAGAUUGAAUCUUUAACAUUUUCUCUUUACUCGACUUACGACUUGCGUUAAGAGUACAAGAGUAGAUUGGCCACAAACUAAAAUGAUUUUAAAAAGUAUAGUGUUUGGGGUUUUAAUUCAUGCAGUCCUAUUUGCGGAUGCAGUUUUCGAGAAUGCACCAGGGAUUGCUAUGGAUUAUAAAAUUCACAUUGAUGCAGGAAAGGAAGAUUGCUAUUAUCAAUACGUUCAUCCAGGCUCAACUUUAUACGUCGCCUUCCAAGUUUUGCGAGGUGGCGACGGUCAAGCUGGGUUCGCUGUCAGACAUCCCAAUGGAAAUAUCGUGCAUCCAUAUGCCUGGAAAGCCCAGUCAGACUACCAGGAAACUUCUUCAGCAGGUGGAUAUUAUGGCAUCUGCGUGGAUAAUCAGUUUUCUAGAUUCGCGUCUAAACUGGUCAACUUGUACCUAACUACGUUCCGAUAUGAUGAAUGGGAAAAGUAUACUCAAGAGCUGGAAGCCAUGGAUCUUCACGUUACAAAUUUUACUACGAUAAUUUCAAAUGUUGAUCAACGUGUUGGAUCAGUUUUGCAAAUGCUGCACAACACUAGAGCUCGAGAAGCUAGAGAUUUUGCCCUCUUGGAAGACAACAGCUCAUAUGUUACGUUUUGGUCGGUGCUUCAGUGUUUAAUUAUUUUUGCAACAACCGCAGUCCAGGUAUUUUUUGUGAGAAAGCUAUUCGACGGGCCAACAUCGUCCGUGAAAGGGGGGAAAGUCAGAGCAUAAAUUAUCGACUGUUUUUUAUUUAACUUUUCAAUGCGUCAACGGUUUCAUUUUAAUGCAUGACAAGAUAUGUAUAAUGUAUAUCUAAGUGAAUCUAAGUGGUGCUAAAUUAAUAUUUAGACGGAAAAUUUUAAUACGCAUUUUUAAGUUUUUCUGCUGCUUUCAAAAAACUACAAUUCUGUUCCGAUUACACACAUAUUACGUGACGUGCAUAAUAUAUAUGCGAAACUAUUUCUUCUGCAUGUAUUUUAUUUUAUUUGCUUCAGAUUAUACCACAAGUUUUACAAAAAUAAAUAUAUGUCUCAACAA